GCAAGCCGCUGGGAGAGAGAAAACUCGCGUUUUCUGUCCGAGUGGCGUCCUGCAUGGACCUAAGCUCGUCUUGGGGAAACGAAGAUCUCUUGCUGUCCCGUCCACUCGUGUCCGUCCGCUUUUUCGCGCCCGCCACUAUUUCGGGAGAACUGCGAGAGCCUCUUUUCUUCUCAGGAAAUGCAACACAAACGACACAGCGAGUGUUUCCUGUACCCGUCCAAAGCAGACACUGGGUUCCAAAGCCCGAUCCAAGGUGGGGUCUGAGAGGUCUCUCCCGCGUUUGCGCAAAAAUAUCUGCCAAGCCUGGUUCCAAAAAGCAACGUUGUUCACAAGUGUUCGCAUCUGCCUCGUCACCUGCCUUCCAGUCUCUCGAAAAAAACUUUGUCUUCUGUGCGGUAUACAAACUGCCGUCUGUUUUUCUCGUCGCCUGCGUAACUCCCGUGCCGGGUUCUGAACAUGUUCGAGGACACACAACGACGCUUUGCGAGCGGUAGACUCCUUGUUGCUCGUCCUGUUUUUUCCGCCAUCAUUGUAAAUGUACGCUCCGUUUUUUUAUCGUGCGCGUAUGGCGCGCUCGAUCGCGACAAGAGUUGAAUGCUGCACGCUCUUCCGCUUGGUUUAACGUCCGCCUCUACCGAGGGACUCCCCAAAUACGGCGCCACCAACUCUUGCCAGGUCUUCUGUCCUGUCUUUGUCUCUUGUUCGUUUUUUCCCCUCAAGUCGUCCUGUCACAACCACAUGAUAUCACAGAGGGACUCUGCUCAAUGGACGCCUGAGUGCUGCCGAGCGUUGCUGACCUCGACGGCGUUCCGGUUGUGCGCGGUCGUUGUCCAGACUGUGUCGGCGUCGAUUUUCAGCCUUUUAAACGGGAAAACUGGAGGGGUUUCUGUCGCGAGAGAUUUUGGGACUUUCUCCAUAAAAGACGGAAGUGCAUCUGCGCUGAGGCAGAAGACUCUGCGGGGCACUCGCUCUGGCAUUCUCCGGCUGUAGAGACAGCCCGCCAGACGCAGGGAGCAGCACUCAGUCCCGUCUGUCCUCGGGUGUUCCACUCCUCUGCUCGCGUGAGGAAGAACAUAUGUCUAAAGAACUCCUCUCAGGACGAAUACAUCCCUUCGUAAGCUUCUGGGUGUGUGUGCUUGUUCAUACUGGGGAGGACUGCUUCCUCCCCGUCUUUGCCGCCCCUGUCGGACACCCAUAUUACACCCUUUUCUUGCUCGAGUAUGCGUCGGUUCGCCAGUCACGAUGCCAGCUGCGUCGGAUCCCUCUUGUUCUGUCAUUUUCGAAGCGCAGGCCUCUCACUCGCCGCAAUCUUCCCCGUCGAACGCCACCACAACCGAGACAGCUGGAAACGGGUCUUCGUCGCCCACCUCUCUUCCCGUCGCAAUCUCUUCACCCGUCAUCGGCGCGCCUUUUUGCGCAGGUGGGGCGUCUGUAGAGGAAACAGCCGGGCACUGUGCGAGCAUCCGCUGUCCUCGUGGGUUGGCCGGCUCAGAUGCUCGGGAGGACGAGGGGAGUUCGCCAGAGUUUUCUGCUAGGAUGGAAGAAGCAAAGACAGAGAAGGUGCAAACGCCCUCAACGAGGGGCGGGAGGAGACAGACAUCGGCGCCUGACUCUUCGGACGCGAGGGAGCGUUCGAGUACCGUCUUAGCUGACGUGGCGGCGCCCGUCAACGGAGCUGUGACUCCUGAGACACUCGAGUGUAUGUCCACUUCAGAACCCAGUAAAGAUGCUUUUCCGAAGGAUACCGCGACCUAUGAGGCGUCAGCGUCUCCUUCCCUGCGAGCCUGCUCUGGCGGCGGCCCGUCCCGGAGGAAGGAUUUGCAGUCUCCACAGGGGACGAGUCCUCGUGGAACGUUUGGGAAGGGAGGACCGGCGUCGGAUUCUUCUUCGAAGAGUGAAGCGCCAGAGAGCGAAUCGUCUUCUCUCUCGUCUCCUGCGAGUGUAUCGGGGGCCGCGCGUCUCGCCGCGUCCUCUCCCGAUCUCCCCGUGUCGAGGGCGCCCGCUUCAGCCGCCUCUUUGUCGCCUCGCCUGAUACCGGACUCGACUUCUUCUUCCUCUGCUCACGUCGCCACGGCUUCUCCUUCUUCGCCACGGCUGGAAGCCAGUCCGAGCGCGUCCGCGAGUAUCCCCUCCACGUUUCCUUCGCUUUCUGGGUUUCCUUCCUCGACGCCGCACUCGGCUUCGUCUCCUCGGGCUCUGUCCCCGCACAAGAGUUCGCACGCGCUCUGUGGGGGCGGGUCUUCGUCGCCUUUGUCUGCUGCACAGCAUGCCUGUGCGCCUUCCUCUCGGUCUUCACCUGCUUCGAAUCCGCUGUCUUCGCCUUCGAGCCCUUCGGGGCCGGGGUCGAUCUCCGCGUCUUCUCCCGUGCAUACGCCCGCUGCGCGUUCCUCGCCAGGCCACCCGUUUCAGUUGUCUCCACGGCGGCUGUCCCCCAAGGCCCUGUCUCCCCGCUCUGUCUCCUCCUGUCUCGCUUCGACUUCUCACGCGUGUUCGAUCCUCUCACCGCAGACGUCGCCUUCGGGCGCGGGACAUCCGACCGGCGACCCCGAAUUUCGCGAGGACUUUCCUCAGUCGCUGGACGCGAUCUCGCGCCUGGGAUUCUCCACCGCCUCUGCUUCUCCCGGCCUGCUCUCCUCAGCUCCAGCGACGUAUCCGCCCUGCUGUGGGACAGCUCAGACGAGCGCUCACCUCUCCCAUUCUCCUUCGCAUGCACAUUCGACGCCGGGGAGCUGCGCAAGUGCUCACGGCUUCGCCUCGCCCUCCUCGCCGCGGCACCACUUCUCGCAACUGCCUGGCGGGGCCCCGCCUCCUGGACCUGGCGCUUCGGGUGUACAGACAGUCGGGGGCGCGGGGUUCUCGGCGGCGAGUUGCUGCACGUGCUGCGGAUGCAGUGGGGAGUGCUACAUUCCGAACGCGUCUGCACUGGAGGCGUCGCCGGAGAGCCCCUGGUGUACUUGUUCCUGCCAUGUCCAAGGCAACGCGAUUCGAAUCGAUCUCUCUAUGUUCACCUCGACUCACCUUUCAGAGAAAGCACCUGGCGCCACGAGUCCAGGCCGAUACAGCUUGUGUGGCGAGACGAGUGCGACGCAUGCGCUCCUUUCGGGGAAGGGGUCUCCGUCCCGGCGUUUCAGGCUCUCGCCUUCUCGCUCUUCUCUCUCCCCGUCGUCUUCUGCGGCAGUGGUGCCUUCUUGCUUGUCGCCUCCGCAGGCUUCUUCUCCUUCAGGGUCUCUUUCUUCCUCUCCCAGAGUCGAGUGCCGGUCGCCGGGCGCUGCACCCGAAGGUCGAGCGGAGGGCGAGAGAGUCGGGAGGGAAGAGGCUUCCUUGCUGCUGUCUCCGCGCCGAGAACAAGCCGGUGUGUCUCCUUCGCAGGGCGCCAGUGUCUCCGCGGUUGACGCCUUCGAGCGCGCCGAAGGCCCGUCGCCGCUCGAGGGCGGAAGCCGCGGCGUCCUCGUUCUGCCUGAAGCGGCAAUUAGCUUCAAAGCGGCGGAAGGCGGGAGGCCCCUGGCAGGUGUAUGUACACUGGACAAGUCUGCUCGGAAGGGUCGACACCACGGCCGUCCACAUUUCUCUGGAGGCGAGUCGACUCUGGACGCGGGAGGAUCGCCGUCUUCCUCGCUCUCUUCGACGUUCCUACCAGACGAGGACCUCUAUGGAGAUUCAACAGGCGGUGUGAAGAGUCAGAAUGUUCCUGACACACUUUCUGCGAUUGAAAGGAUCAUUCUCCCGCGCCAUCGAGCCUCAGAACUUGCGAGUGCAGAGUCGCAUAUGGUGAGCCGAGAGGCUCGCUUGGGGGAAGGCGUCUCCACGGGCGCGCGUCCGGUUUCUUCUUCCAAGGACUGCCGAGGGCAUCCUCAGGUCGCUGGCGCCCCCAGAAGCGAGGAGGCGUCUUCGCUCCUCGUCUCGGCAUUUGUCUCCGACAAGGAGAACGAACAGGAGGCGGCGGAGAGAGAAGCCACAGGUGGGUCGGGGACCUCGGCGCUGACGGGAGAGAAGGAGGAGAGACAGGAAGAGCGGGCUGAGAGAGACGAGACGAAGCCCGAUAGGAGCCGAGAGUCAGGGGAGACGAGUCUCGCUCGGUUCCAAGGAGAACACGGAGAGACAGAGGUGAGAAACGAAGAGACAGAAACGAAACACAGAGAGACAGAGACGAGACACAGAGAGGCACAGGCGACCGCGUCGAAGACAAAUCGAGGUCGAGGUGUGGAAGACGAGAGACGGUCGGCAUCGGGGUGGCAGUCCUCUUCGAGAGGCGGAGAGAAGGCGUUCGACGAAGGGCAAGAGGGGCUACAGGGAGACAAGAUGUUAGGAAAAGAGGAUGCCCUGCUCGCAACUGUGCAACUGGAAAAAAAUCAAACCUCAUCUGAAGAAGCGGAGCGUGAUCUAAGGCUCUUCUCCCUCACGGACGAGGCCGGCAGAUCCGGCGGCGGGACUGGAGACACGGAUUCCUUGAAGUUGGCUUGUGCCUUUGGCGCUGAACAGGACGCCAGGAAGGAGAGCUCAUUUUCAGGUGAGAGUCACCCAAACGACGGCUCCUCCAGAGGCCCCGCAGAAGGUCAGCUCGGCAACCGACAGAGAGAAUACGCGGUCGUUUCUCCUGAACACGACGAAGCAGUGACUUCUUCCACGUCGCCUGAGGCCUCUCUGGGUGCAGCUGUCGACGACGCGUUCUCGGGCGUCAGUUCACAUGAAGUUGAAGAGUCUGCCGAGCGAGGGACGUUCGAGGCAGAGAGAAUCUCCCACCCGAGAAGAGCGGUUGUCGGUUUGCCGACAGAGACAGAGAAAAGAGACGAGGGAAGGGAAGAGAGAAGGGCGAGAGCAGAGGAAGAACCCGAGGCGAGACGAGACAGCGACAACGACACCCGAGACGAAGAAGCAAAAGAAGGUGACGAAAGAGAAUAUGCGUUGGACACUCCGUUCUCUCUUUCAUAUGCGUGCACCACAUGUGGAGGUCCAGGGUCUGGAGGCGCCGUCGACGCAUGUCAGCGGAGACCUUCGUUUCCUUUCUCCUCGCUCUUCGGUCCCAGCGAACCGCCACAGGAAGAAGACCCGUUUGGGCUUCGAUCCACACUGUCGCCGACGCCGCCAGGGUCUCCGACGCGGGCGCCGAGCGACGCCGACGAGCUCGUGUACGUACACCUGAACCCGGUGACGGGGGAACGCAAGGAGUUUUCGGCAGUCUACUUUCGGAAGUCGAACAAGAUUCAUUUCAAUGGGACGCCCUUCACGAGUGUGCAGACCUGGGUUCAGUGGAUUGAAGCUGGGCAGCUGGCAAGUCCUCAUUUUCUCGCUCAUUUGCACUGUGGAGACGAAGAGGCGAACGCCGACACCGAGAACGUGGAGCGCAUGCAAGGCGACGAAGGAGGCGGCUCAGCUUGGCUAGAGCACGAACGAAAAGCGAGUUACGCGGCCUUCCUCGGGAACGACGAGGAAGCUCACCUGCACUUUGAGGAAGGCGACGAAGACGGAAAGGCGGUCGAGGGUUCGUUCUUCUACGACCGGAACAGCGACGCGUACUGCUUCUCGCGCGAGAAGGACGGAGAGCGCGACUCGAGUUCGAGUGACAGCUCCAGCGACAGUGAGAGCAGCGGUGACGAGGACGAGGGAGAAGAAGACAUCUUCGACCUGUACGCGGGACAGAGGAAUCUGAGGAGUGGCGGGGACGCCGAGACGCGUCGCAGUCCGACGGGGAAGGAUGAGACGAGAGAGCGUGGAGACAGCUUGGCGGAGGAAGAGGAAGAGAUGGAGCCCGAGCCUCUGGGAGGAGAAGAGCGACGAGGUACUUGGGCUGCCUCUUUCGGAACUGAUCACCUGCAGAGAAUUGGAGAGGUCGUUUUCGACAGACGGGGGGAAACAGCGGACUCGAGAAACUGUGAGCUCAGGGAGGCCAGUGAAGAGCCGGGAGAAAACCUUUCACCGACAAACAGAGCAGGCGUGGGGGGUUACGGGGCGCAUGCAGUUGGGAGCGCUGAAGCCUUGCGCGGCCACAAGGAAAGAAAGGCGGAAGACCAGCACGCUCGUCCUGAAGAUGGACAUCCAGAAGGCGACGGAGAGACAAAAGGCGGGGGCGAGACAGCUGUCGAGGCGUUGUUGAGAGAGCGACGAGGGAUGGCCGCUGUCGAGACAACCGAAGAGCGAACGUUUCCAGGGACAGAGGUGGGCUUGGAUUAUAAGACGAAUGCAGAGGAGAAGCGCUCCUCCGGCUGCUGGGGUGCGGAGGAAGAAAAGGGGGAAGAGAAGUCUCAGGCGUCGCGACAACGCUCUGGCGAAAGUUCACCUUUCCCUGAGCAGGGCGCCUUCCCAGAUUUGUGUGUAUGGACAGCGGAGGCGCGGGAGACGGAAAAGCAGGAGGCAGCGUUUGUCUCUUCUCGUUUCGGCAGUUCACCCUCAAGCGACACUGGAGAGCAAGAGACAAGUCAGGGAGGCAGAAGCGUGAGCUACGACCAAGACACCGAUCCGUUUUCUAUUCCUCUCGUCGACCCUUUUGCGUCGUGGACUGCGUCAGAAAGCGUCGAGAACUCGUCUGGUGGCGGCUGUGGGGGAGGCGAGGAAGAACGGCGGACUUUGAUGAUUCAGAAGGGAGAAGGCGCGUCCCCGAACUUCGCUCAAAGCGAUGGAUGGGCUGUCUUUCCGUCCUCGUAGGAACCGGUCAAGCUCAUAGUGAGGGACACCCUGAAAUAAUGCAGACGAACAGAGAGAACCAGAUCCAACUCAUGACACCGAUGCAUGGUGUACAUACACCCGAGUAGCCCGACUGCUUGCGUGAAAACUUGGGAGAGACAGAGAACGCCCUCCGAACCCAAUCUGGUGGCCUGUGUAGAAGGCUCUGCGAGAAGUGUACGUGCUCGAUGUAGACGACAGAGGCUGCAGAUUCGAAGACAGUUGGGACACCGUUGUCAGAGCGAGUGAGAGAGAAAAACGUGAGCGGAAGAGAAAGGAGUUGCCGACGCCGUUGUUGUGGUAGAGCGAAGUUCAAAAAAGGAGUCUUAGGAAAGAAGAGAGCAUUGCUCUCUGCUCAGCUCGUGCUGCCUCUCGGAGUGGAAAGAGCGAAAGAAAAGAAGUAGGAAGUUGAGAGCCAACAGACUACCGAACCUUCAGUGACGUUUCACUGGAAGAAGGGAAGAAACCAAUGUCAUCUGAGAAAGUUGCUUUUUGAACCUGCAAAAGGGGCGAGAGAGUUGUGUUGCGAGCAAGAGUGAGAACUAAAAGGCAUUUGCUAACUUCUUGCAUGUUCGCUUUCCGAUUUUAAAAUUUUAUCGGGGACAAGGGGCGUGUACAUGCGACCCCCCGCAGCCACUUGAGGAAAAGAGAGAGGAAAAUGCCUUCAUGCCAUCUCUCACUUCUCUCUAUUUUGGAUAUCCGCUUGUUUCAAAAAGGAGACAAAGAAAUCGAAAUAUCACUGUCGCUUCAAAGUGUUCUUUGCUGUUUUUGUACGCAACACUGCUUCCUUACAAGUGCGUUUCUUCUUGUCAUCAUUUGCUUAGAAGAUAACUUCCUCCACAUCCAUCACUUUCACGCAUCGAAAAAAUCCUCUCUAGCAAAC
This is a messenger RNA of Toxoplasma gondii ME49, 7540 nucleotides long. RefSeq lists its product as hypothetical. NCBI's taxonomy places the organism in Eukaryota, Apicomplexa, Conoidasida, Eucoccidiorida, Sarcocystidae. The record is from RefSeq and is a predicted model, not a curated record. The transcript is spliced from 2 exons. The coding region runs from base 1243 to 6639 and encodes 1798 amino acids.